AAUGCAGGAAGUAAAGAUAUCCUGCUACCUACUCCUUGCUCAACAAGUUGACCGUUUUACAGUUGUGUGAUUUCAGAGUCACACGACAAAAAGACUCAGGUUCAACCAUGUCCUUCAUUUUGGAAUCAUACAAAAUAAAACUCUACAAAGUCAAUGUCCUUCAUGUUCAUCCGUCAGUCAAACAGUGAGCUCUGACCUGCACUUGAUUGUCCAACUAAUAUGGACUCACAGCAUAUCAAAAAGGUGGUCAGUCGUGGUGGCACUGCCUCUCCUCUACGGAGGUCAAACGAUGUGAGCUGGUGUGUGGACAUUGUCCCCACAUCCCCCUAUCUAAGUCCACCACACGGACACUGCACUGACACAGAAAGCAGCGGGGAAGAAAAGCACAUAGGGCAGUCCUCUCAUGAUGAUGAUGAUGAUGAUGAUGAAGGACACUAUAAGAGUAAUGAAGCACCAGGGAAUUACUCAAACAGGCAGGACCCCUCUCUGCUGUCCCCAGGUGAUGACCAAUAUCACCUGCCCAGAAGUAGCCCCGUCAUCUCCCGCAGGAGGAAGUCCUUAACAUGGCAUGGAGAUACAGGGCUGUCUCUGUCUGUGUUGCCCCCUACUACUGUGGCCCCUCUGGGUCUUAGUAGUGACCCCCCAUCAACAUCUGACCGAUAUCAUCUUCAUCUUACUGAGACCCCACGGUCAGCAGAGAGGUCAACUGGUAGUGUAGAGGCAGAGUUUAACCCCUGUCACUGUCCUACUAUAUCUCAGUCAGAUAAGCCACGCUGUGUCUCCAUCUCGGCCAACCUGAACCGCCUGCUGACCAGCGGGCUCCAUCUGCCCUUCAGGGGCCCCCAGGGGCCAGGGCUGGAUCAGGAGAAGGGUCACCGUCUACGCUCCACCUCGGAUGCCCAUCCACAAUUAGUGCCUAUUAAGGAUAAAAGAUCAAGUGAUAUUACACACUGCUCUGCAGACAUGUUCAAGACUGGCUGUGACCUGGACAAGGAGAAUGCUCAUUUCAUAGUGGUGGACAUGGUGCUGGAGGCCUUGGAGGGGGUGAAGUGGGCUGUGAGUCUGAGUCAGAAGAGCUGUGGGGCCAUGGGGAACCAUACAGAGGCCUCAGAGGGCUCAGGGACCCAAAUCUGCAUCCACCCCUCAAAGACACACUCUCUUGUGUCCACUGACAGCGGAUAUGAAGGUUGCGGAGCAGACAAUAGACCAAUAACCAGAGGCGCUAAUAUGUCCUUUAAAAGUUCCCUGGGCUGUCCCAUAAUGCUCUGCUCUGCAGAGGGCCUAGCCCAGCAGCUGGUGUGUGACUUCAGGAAGCAGUGGUUUCCCACACAGGAGCUGAAACGCGGCCGUCAGAGCAUCAGGACCUCACUGCAGGAACUUCCUGGUGGUGUUUGUAUGGUGAGUGAUGCCCGUCUUAGUCUGAGUGAGGAGAUCAGACAGAGAACCAGGAUGAGGGGCACUCUGAGCUGGGCCCCGCCCCGGUUCCAGAUCAUCUUCAGCGUCCACCCCACCCAGAGGCGCAGUGAGGUUGUUGCCUCCCAGCACUUCCUCUGUGCAGGCUGUGGAACUGAAAUAGAACCCAGAUACAUCAAGAAGCUGCGCUACUGUGAAUACCUGAGCAAGUACUUCUGUGACUGUUGCCAUGGCGGCGCUGAGUCUGUGAUCCCGGGCUGGGUGCUGACCCAGUGGGACUUUGGGAGGUACCCAGUCAGUGAUUUUUCCAAGCAGCUGCUGGACUCUGUGUGGCACCAGCCUCUCUUCGACCUGACCUGUGUUGGCAAGACCCUCUACAGCAGGGUGCGAGAGCUGGACAGGUUCAGGGACCUGCAGGAGCAACUAUUAGGCAUUAAGAGACUGCUGAAAGCAUGCAGGUUAUCUGAGGGGGUCCUGAAGGAGUUUGAGCAGCUUCCUGAUCACCUGACACAGGAGCCACACCUGUUCUCCAUGGAUGACCUCCUGAGGGUCAAACGGGGUCAGCUGGUGCCGCUGGCCAGGGCCGUGCUCCGGGUGGUCAUCGCCCACGUGGAGAGCUGUCAGGUCUGCCUGGCUAGAGGCUUCAUCUGUGAGUUCUGCAAGCAGAAGGAUGUGCUAUUUCCCUUCCAGAGCGAGACCUGCACACGCUGUGAAGUGUGCAAGGCCUGUUUCCACAAAGACUGCUUCAGAGAUGAGGAGUGCCCUAAAUGUGCACGGAUCCAAUCUCGAAAAAAGCUGAUGGACACGUUCGGCCUCUAGAGUACAUGUUGGAAGUGUGGGAAAAUAUCCUCACAUUGUUACAUGUGUUUGUCUCUUGAAUCUGAAUACAGAGUAUUCCAAAUAAUAAAAUGCUGUGCAUAGAAAUUUAA
Coregonus clupeaformis (lake whitefish) is the source of this 2342-nucleotide messenger RNA. It is a transcript of the gene rubcnl, whose product is annotated as rubicon like autophagy enhancer. The record is from RefSeq and is a predicted model, not a curated record. The transcript is spliced from 14 exons. The coding region runs from base 220 to 2232 and encodes 670 amino acids. Gene Ontology annotation, molecular function: phosphatidylinositol phosphate binding. Gene Ontology annotation, cellular component: autophagosome membrane; intracellular membrane-bounded organelle. NCBI's taxonomy places the organism in Eukaryota, Metazoa, Chordata, Actinopteri, Salmoniformes, Salmonidae. Gene Ontology annotation, biological process: autophagosome-lysosome fusion; autophagosome-endosome fusion; autophagosome maturation.